AUGAAGACUUCACCGUGGGCAAGGGCAGCACUGCUGGCAUCAAUAUCAACCAGAGCAGCAGCCGACUGUUCAACUGCCAGUAUCCAGGCCGUGCUUCCGUCUAUCGCUAGUGUGGACUUUGUCUAUUGGCAACCUGGAGGUUCGACUUUCUCGGUCCCUACUGGAGAUAUCGCGUACCCAACUUCUCCCACUAAUUUGACGGCUCAUUGCGCUGUUCAAAUUCGAGUCUCCAACGGAACUUCUCAAUAUGGCUUUGGCAUGUUCUUGCCUGACAAUUGGAACGGAAGAUUCUUGGCUGUAGGUAACGGCGGUUAUGCUGGCGGCAUCAACUGGUUGGAUAUGGGCGGUGGAUUGGGAUAUGGUUUUGCAGUUAUGUCGACCAAUACUGGACACAACAGCACCGCCUUCGAUGGAACAUGGGCAUACGGGUCACAGGAUAAGCUCAAGGACUGGGGUUACCGUGCCAUGCAUGGCUCUACUGUCCUGGGUAAGCAAUUGACCCAAGGCUACUAUGGAUACAAGCCAAAGUACAGUUACUACAAGGGCUGCUCGACUGGAGGACGCCAAGGUAUUCGUGACAUCCAGCUUUAUCCCGAAGACUUUGACGGCGUUGUUGCUGGAGCUCCUGCAUGGUUCCUGACUCAUAUGUCGCCUUUCGUGAUCAAGGCCGGCACUUACAACCUACCCAUCAACGGUUCCGCACACAUUCCUAACGACUUGUUCCCUGUCAUCAAUGCCGAAGUUCUUCGACAAUGUGACGGCGUUGAUGGUGUCAAAGACAACAUCCUUUCCGAUCCUCAAGCUUGCAACUUCAACAUGGAUGCUCUUCUUUGUACUCCAAAAUCCAACCAGUCUGAGUGCUUGACGGCGCCUCAGCUGACUACUUUGUUCAAGAUCUACUCAGACUACGUCGAGACCAAUGACACCUGGGUGUUCCCCCCCUACUGGAAAGGUAGUGAGCUUGGCUGGCCAUUGAUUUUCGGCGCCCCAGAGCCAGCAAGCUUGGGUACGGAUUAUGUGACCUCUUUCAUGCAGUACGGCCCCAACUGGAAGUGGCAAGAUUACGACUACAGUAUCGUCGAGAACGCCGAAAGGAUCAGACCCGGUAACGCAACAGCCGACGACUACAACCUCGAACCCUUCAAGCGACGCGGCGGCAAGUUGCUAAUGUACCAUGGCAUGGCUGAUCCAUUGAUUCCGACUGGUAGCAGCUUGUACUUGUACUCCCAGAUUUUGCGCGAGCUUGCACCCAGAGGCAUCGAAUUGGAUGACUUCUUCCGCUUUUUCCUGGUUCCUGGCAUGGGUCACUGCAGUGGAAACUUCCCUCCAGGUCUCGCACCUUGGUACUUCGCUGGUGGCAGCCAAGUUCUGAACCCUGGCGUCUACGGUGUGCCUGGUUUCAGAGACGCCGAACACGAUGUUCUUCUCGCCAUGAUGCAGUGGGUCGAGCAAGGAAUCGCUCCGAACCAAAUCAUUGCCACAGCUUGGCAUAACGACACCACGCAAGACACUGUUCUGAGACAGAGACCGCUUUGCAUGUAUCCCAAGCAGCAGAAAUAUUGUGGUGGGGAUGUGAACAAAGCAUCGAGCUGGUCGUGUGCUUGA
Messenger RNA from Aureobasidium melanogenum CBS 110374, 1605 nucleotides. Its product is annotated as putative ferulic acid Esterase/Feruloyl esterase. The record is from RefSeq and is a predicted model, not a curated record. NCBI's taxonomy places the organism in Eukaryota, Fungi, Ascomycota, Dothideomycetes, Dothideales, Saccotheciaceae. Bases 1 to 1605 code for a protein of 534 amino acids. The transcript is spliced from 4 exons.